Linepithema humile (Argentine ant) is the source of this 1797-nucleotide messenger RNA. Its product is annotated as methyltransferase-like protein 22. The record is from RefSeq and is a predicted model, not a curated record. Gene Ontology annotation, molecular function: protein methyltransferase activity. Gene Ontology annotation, biological process: protein methylation. Gene Ontology annotation, cellular component: nucleus. Lineage: Eukaryota; Metazoa; Arthropoda; Insecta; Hymenoptera; Formicidae.
GUUACUUAAGCAGAUUAAAGCAUAAUUUAAUAACUAAUGUAUAUUAGCAUGCUUGAGAUCUUGUAUUUCUGUAUUCUUGUUUUUCAUAUAAUGCAAGGAUGCUAAAAUGCAGAUGAUUAGCUCUAGAAGUGGAAGAAAUUAAGGAUAUAAGAUAUGGUUUCACAGUAUUUAGAGACUGCAGAUUUGACGAUGAAGGAUACUCGCACAAUAUCACAUUGCUUCUUAUUUCUAUACAUAUUUCUCAUUAUUUCCAAGAUCACAUUACACAUUUUUGUCUCUAAAUAAUAACACUUUUACAACAAGCAAUUGGGAAGUUUUUACACAAUGAGCAGAAAAUUUCUAACAGCAUAAUGUCUGAUUUGUAAACUCAUCAUUAUUCAAUAAUAGAGGCAACUUGAUGGCAUAAGAUUAUAGAUUAUGUAAUUGUUAAGACACCAAUUCCAAGACAGAAAUAAAUACAGCUGCAAGGCUGUAAUAUUGGUCGGUUGCGACACGCUUCAUUAUCGUGCGACAAGCGUCACGGCGCAAUGUCACUUCCCGAUUUAUUUUCGCGCAUUAAUCUCACGCGUUCAAGUCGAGCCGUUGCGUUACGCUUCCGAUUAUUAAUGUAUACUUUUGUGCAAGCGGAUUUGUGCUUUACGAGUGCAACACGAUGAGUAUACAGCAAUUAUGCAUAAAAUAACGUCGGAAAUAUAUACGGAAAACGAUGACAUUUCUGAGAAGCUUGACGAUGGCAAUGCUGUGACCAAGUUCGCUUUUAAGUGCCCGUCUUACAUGAUCGACUCGCAAACCGAAGCACUAAAUUACGAUAGCGAUGAGGAUCUAGAUAUAGAAAGGGACCGAGAAGAAAUAAUUCUCAUAGAGCAUAGCGUAUCCACGGAGCUGAAUUUAGUCGGCUUGCAAGUGUGGAGAGGUGCUCUCUUGCUGGCCGACUAUAUUCUAUCGUAUCCAGAUUUAUUCAAGGACCAAACAAUUCUGGAAUUGGGCUCCGGAGUCGGGCUGACCGGCAUUGUGGCAAGCUACUUGGCUAAAGAAGUCAUUUGUACAGAUAUUAGCGUGGGUGGCAUAUUGAAUCUAAUUGAGCGGAAUUUUCUGAGGAAUCACACAUACAUUAAGUCCGGUUAUCACGUCGAGGAGGUAAACUUUUUGAACUUGGAGUGGUCGAAAAAGUUGGAGAAGAGAUUACAAGGCGCAAACGUCAUACUGGCUGCGGAUGUAAUUUACGAUGAGAAAAUCACGGAUGGAUUCGUCCGCACAUUGUCGAAACUUCUGUGUACGAAAAAGAGGAAAAUCGUUUACGUCGCGCUGGAGAAGCGAUACGUCUUCACCAUCGCCGAUCUGGACACCACCGCUCCGAUGUACGAGGAAUUUCUACGCUGCAUCGAAAAGUAUAGAAGUACAAAUUGGUCUGUAGAUUAUAUAAACAUAGACUUUCCACGCUACUUCAGAUAUGAUAGAGUCAAACAUUUGGUUUUAAUGAAAAUACAAAACAAUAUGAAGUCUAUUGCGUAUGCAUAGUGAACAGUUCACAUACUUAAUAACGUACGCUAAUAACACACUACAAUAAUACAUAAUAUAUUACAUGGAAUAUUCACGGCGAAAUAUUACGGGGACAGCUUAAAAUUGCCGAAUCAACAAAUUAGGAUCUUCGUAGAGAUGUUGUAUUUGUGUAACGAAACAUCAUUGUUAUUGAGUUAGUCAAAAAUGACGGCGGUCUGUUAAAAAACAAAUCGCUUCUUGAGCGUCUUACAGCGAUACAUAUAUAUGUAAAACAAUAAAAAAAUUUAGCGUGAUUUA